Heterostelium album PN500 is the source of this 1509-nucleotide messenger RNA. RefSeq names its product cytochrome P450 (gene CYP519C1). The transcript has 8 exons. Bases 1 to 1509 code for a protein of 502 amino acids. NCBI's taxonomy places the organism in Eukaryota, Evosea, Eumycetozoa, Acytosteliales, Acytosteliaceae. Gene Ontology annotation, molecular function: oxidoreductase activity, acting on paired donors, with incorporation or reduction of molecular oxygen; monooxygenase activity; iron ion binding. The record is from RefSeq and is a predicted model, not a curated record.
AUGACUUUCAGAUCUUACUUAAUCAUGAUUUCACCAAUGUUGGGAAUGAAUAUAAUAUUAUUCAUCUUACUUCUUUUAGUUCUUUUUGUUUUAAAAUCAUUUGUUGACAAGAACAAGCGAUUCUCCAAAAAAGAUCCAAAGAGAUUCUCCAAGAUUGAAUGGCCUUUCUUAGGAUCGAUUCAUAAGAUUACAAAACUCCCAUAUCGUGCUUACAAUGAUGCUGUAAUGAGUGAAGAUGGUGACGGUAAGAUGUUAAGUCUUUGGUUAGGUGAUCGUUAUACAAUCGUUGUUAGUGAUCCUGUUAUUAUAAAGGAGAUAUGGUCGAAAAACUUUCAAUCUUUUAGUGGUAGAUACAAACAUGAAUCGGCUACAUUGAUCAGUGGAAACUACAACAACUUGUUGUCUGGCGAUUUUCAUGCGUGGCAACCACUCAGAGCUAUUGUGUCGUCUGCAUUCACCAAGUCAAAGAUCAGAUCGAUGAAUACCAAGAUGGAGGAUCACACUGUUCUAUUGAUAGAAUCAAUGAAAGAAUUUCAGAAAUCAAAUCAACCUUUUUAUCCAGAGAGAUUGUUUAAGAAAUAUACAAUGAAUGUUGUUUUAGCAAUAAUAUUCUCGAAAACUCUGGAGGAGAAUAAUGAUGGAAUUAUAAAUCAGAUCGUUAUGACAUUCAAGAAUAUGUUGAGAAUGAGUUCACAAGGCACCAUGGAGAACUAUGUUAAAAUAAUGAAACCAUUGCUAAUCAGAAAACGAAAUACAAUUCUUUCACAAUUGGAAAUAUGUAAAUCUUAUAUUAGAGAUAUUUAUAAUGAACAUAUAGUUGAUUUCGAUCCUGAAAAUCCUCGUGAUCUAUUUGAUAUUGUAAUUGGUGAGAAUCCAGAGUCAGUAGAGAGAAUCAUUAGAGUUGCACUUGAUUUACUUUUGGCCGGUAGUGAUACUAGUGCUGCUACAAUGAUAUGGUUUGGUUUGUAUAUGAUUAACUACCCAGACGUUCAAGAAAAGAUUGCCAAUGAAUUGAAACAAUUGAAUAUCAACAAAAUCAAUUUGAUGCACAAACCAAACACACCAUAUACAAUGGCUGUAUUAAAAGAAGUACUUCGUAUCAGACCUAUUGCACCGCUGGGUUUAACUAGAUCAAACGAAGAAGAUAUGGAAAUAUGUGGAUAUUUCAUACCUAAACGUACACAAAUAUUAAUGAAUAUAUUCUCUGUUCAUCAUAAUCCAAAGUAUUGGCCAAAUCCAGAGGAAUUCAAUCCAGAUAGAUUUAUGACCGAAGAAUCCACAACAAACUAUCAUGAUAUUUGGAUUCCAUUUGGUACUGGUCCAAGAAAUUGUGUUGCAUCCAAUUUGGCAAUCGAUGAGAUUUAUAUUGCAAUUUCCAAUAUUAUUUUAAACUUUAAAUUAACAUCUUCAACUGGAUCACCUGCAGAUGAUACCGAAGUAUAUGGUACAACCAUUCAUCCAAAACCAUAUGGUAUUCACUUGGAGCAAAGAAAUCUAAAUAAUAAUUAA